Messenger RNA from Nicotiana tabacum (common tobacco), 687 nucleotides. Lineage: Eukaryota; Viridiplantae; Streptophyta; Magnoliopsida; Solanales; Solanaceae. The record is from RefSeq and is a predicted model, not a curated record.
AUGCUUGCACCGGUACCUUUUGAUGGAUCAGGGCACAGAUCAUGGAGACGAGACUCAAAGGAUCCUACUUUUGAUCAAUGGGAACGCUGUGAUAAUACAGUGACCUCGUGGAUUUUGAAUUCCCUUUCAAAGGACCAGAAAGAAAUCAGUGAUUUGAGUCAAGGAACACCCGAUAUUACAGGGUACUAUACUAAGAUGAAGAAGUUACGGGAAAAACUAAACAUCUUGAAUGCACAUGCUCAGUGCAAGUGCCAGCGUACAUGUGGUGCCAAGGCAAAUAUACAGAAAGCUGAACAUGACACAAGGUUAAUUCAGUUUCUAAUGGGUUUGAACAAGAAGAAAAGGGAGAUGAAACCAAAUAAUCAGUUAAUGAUUGAUUCCACUGCUUUGAGUGUGAACAAGCCAAGAAAUAAUAAUUUUAGAACUAGCUAUGGCAAACAAGGAAAUGGGCCUGGAGGGGAUUCCUACACAAACUGCAAUCAGUCGAGUAGCACUGGGAACAAUGGUUUCAGGGGCACCUACUCCACAAACAGACCUCGACCAGUCUGUGAUUACUGCAAGAGACCAGGGCACACCAGGACAGGUGCUAUAAACUUCACGGUUAUCCACAAGACUCCAAGUUCAAUAAAGAAAGAGGAGUGGCUGACAAUGUAUUUGGAGAUUAUGGUGAUAAACAUGUUGGUGUAG